AUGGCAAAUAUGUGGGCUGAGACACUUGAACGCAAGGCAAUCUGCAUGAGAGGCUGGAAUGAGAAUACCAGCAUCGACCCAAGUGAUACUCCAGAGAACAUGGCGAAAUUCCUGGCAAGUAUCAGUACCGCUUUGGACUCUUCUCGGCCAGGACAUGAUGAAACGAGUCUUCGUCUAGACCGUGAUACCAGGCCGGAAACAGCAGGCGAGCACGAUCUUGCCCUCAACAUUACUUGUGAAAUUCCUGGACUCCAGCCACUCAAGUGGCCAAUGUUUCUGAAGAAGUUGCCUGCUAUCAACAUAGCCACUAACCUGGUACUUCCACUGCUUCAAGCACACCAUACAAAAAAUCUCGAAAUUGAGUCUCUAGUUCGGAGCCUGGGGAAGAAAGAUGCGAUUCUUACUAAACUUUUGGACAAACUGGAAGCCAUGGGCACAGGCAUGGAACAUGUAUUCAACGCCUUUUCUGGCAAGAAAAAGGUUUCAAGGGCAAUAGCAGCCGAAAAGGUGCCUGGUCUCGCGCCUUUCGACCGCCGACAAUGGAAGAAGGAUCUCGAACACAAACAAGAGAGUCCAGAUAACCCGCAAUCCUUAGUGGAAAGUGUUUUUGAACAAGGAGGACUGGAAUUCGAGCCGAUGUCAAACAGCACCGAGUCACCUUUGCUGGAUCAAUGGUGGAAAGACUUUCAGGGUGUUUCAUCUGCCGGUCGUCAGAAAAAGCCCAAGGCAGCUGUCGUAGACAGUUCAUCGAUGGUGAAUGACAAGGAGAGGUCUGCCUUCGAGGAUGGAGAUGAUGACUUCCAAGUUCAAUCCACACCUCCACAUCUUGCCUCUAAGAGGAAGUCGACCGAUGUAAAAGGAACACUGGCCACGGACGAUGGCUCUACAGAGGGAGAAUCAGCAGGCAGUGUAUCACCCGUUCGAAAUGCAGGAAGGGUGGACAAGCCAGCCCGCCGUCUGGGUGCACUGGGUCGAAAGAAGCAGUCGACUCCACCUCGAGCCCCUGAUCCUGUACCAUCUCAGAGCGCGUCACUUCCAGUGCCUCAGCAGAAAGACGAUUCGGAGACAGCAUCCGAAGGGGAGGAGGAGGACACAGCGGUAUCACCUCCAGCGAAAGACCCAACACCGCCCCCUGUUUCCCCAGCGCGGCCUGCGGCAAAGAAGAGCGGCCUUGGACGUAUCGGAGGUAGCAAGUCAAAACAGUCGGCUGGAACAAACGCUGCACUUAUUGACCUGGAGGCGACUGAACCCACGGAACCCAGCACAGCGGCAGUCUCCCGUCGCCCUGCCAGGAAGUUGGGUGCUAUUGGGAGACAGAAGGCCGAUGUGGAAGAUCCAGCGUCAAAUUCUAACGAAGACGUUCAAAGAGGCCGAUCUGCUGCAAAGGAUGCCAUCCCGGAGCCCACAGUAAGAGAGACUUCGCAGGAGAGGGCUGAUAGACGACGAGAGGAACUCAAAAAGGAACUGGAAAAGAAGGCGGCAGCUGGUCCCGCGAAGAAGAAACGAAGAUUUUAA
Messenger RNA from Fusarium coffeatum, 1515 nucleotides. RefSeq lists its product as uncharacterized. Gene Ontology annotation, biological process: double-strand break repair via nonhomologous end joining. Bases 1 to 1515 code for a protein of 504 amino acids. The transcript has a single exon. Gene Ontology annotation, molecular function: DNA end binding. Gene Ontology annotation, cellular component: DNA ligase IV complex; nucleus. Lineage: Eukaryota; Fungi; Ascomycota; Sordariomycetes; Hypocreales; Nectriaceae. The record is from RefSeq and is a predicted model, not a curated record.